Camellia sinensis is the source of this 2198-nucleotide messenger RNA. The record is from RefSeq and is a predicted model, not a curated record. Lineage: Eukaryota; Viridiplantae; Streptophyta; Magnoliopsida; Ericales; Theaceae.
GUGUUUCUUCUAGAGGAGGCGCCGGGGCAACAAUGUCUGGUGAUACCACCUCUGUCUUGAAGGCUUGGUGGCAAUCACAUUCCAAGUGGCCAUACCCAAUGACUGGAAGAUUUAGAUAUUACACUAGAGAUCGAGAGAGAACACGAACCAGCUCCGGCGAGAUCGAUUCCGCUUUCAGAACAAUUGAUGACUUCGCUACCGGAACAACCGACUCCAACGCCUGCUGCGAUACAGAACGCUCGUUCUGUCAGUGAUACGAAAAGUUCGAAACAGAGGCUCAAUUUCCGUUCCAACAUCGUAGGCCUUGUAAACAUGAUGCACAAGGUGGAGUGGACAGAUCUGCACCUUGUACACUUAAGGAAGACACCCUUCUGGUUGCUGUUCAAGGCCAUACUGAAGAAUCAACUACCUUACACCGAGUUCAAGAAAAAUGGUGAUAUGGUGGUCAGCAUUAUACAGUCUUAUAGUGUACAGGAGGGGAAAUUCGUUAUUGGUGGUCAGAGUGUUGAUUUCACGGAUGAGGAUGUGAGACUAUUGUUUGGACUGCAAUGUGGAGAUGCAUUGUUGGAGUUGACGGCACGCCCCAAGCCUGCAUCGGAUUUUGUGCAACAGAGGUGCCAGGGUGUCAGUCGCAUUACUAUGAAACUCGUAAAGGAUUUGCUAGUUGAAGCAGCAAAGGGUACAGCACCGAGGGAUUAUGAGGAUACCGCAAAACUACUUUGCUUGUACGCUUGUGUGAAGUUGUUUUUUUCAACUUCUGGAGAGAUUGUGAGCUGGACUUUCAUUCGGUACGUGGACAAUCUGGAUGCAAUGAAGUCAUACGAUUGGGCUGGUGCGAUACGUAAUUCGUUGAUGUCUUCUAUUAGGGAUUUCCACCGGACACCACAUAAAGUGACUGGAUGUGUGAUUGCUUUACUGUAUUGGUUAUGCGAACACACAUCGAUAGUUGAAGCAAAAUUGGCGCACCAGUUCCCGCGGUUCUUGAAGUGGAACAUUGGUGAGUUAUUGGCCAGUGCACGGGGUGUGAAGUUAUCUGAGGCUGUUAGUUUUCAGGUGAGCCCGGAACAACUAGUUGCUGACGAGCAUGAGGUUAAUAUAUUGAAGGGUGAAGAUAUGGUUGGGGGAGAGCACGUCGAUUUGAGGGACAACGGUGUUCACAGUGGUUUAGGCGGUGUUCACCUAAAUGAGUCCACAAUAGAGAUAACCGGGUCUGGCGCCCUUGGAUCGCAACCAAACGCCCCUGGACCAAGCACUCUUGUUUUUACUCCGUUGAGCAUUCCUAUGCUCUAUGUGGAGCAAAUAAUGGCUGCUCAAUCAAAUAUUGAGCCCAACCAUUAUACGUUGAAGUCAUGUGUAGAGACUAUGACUGCGGUCACUAACUUGUCUCACCAGUUUCAGAAUAGGACAAUUGAGGUACAGCAGUUAAAAACUCAACUCUCUCUGUUGCAGUGCAAGUACAAGGAUGCGCGAGCAGAGAUCUGCGCGUUGAAGGCGGAAAACAAGGAGCUGAAACGGAAGGCCACCGUUAUGUUCCAAUUCGGAGGACCGCCAUAUGCUACAUUAGAGGAGCAGCGGGGAGGCAACUUGCUCGGUGGACUUGGAAGCACUGAGGGAGGGCCGUCAAGUGUCGCCCAAGACGAAGGCAAGAGGAAGAGAGCGGCAGCAGAGCCGAGGAAGUGAGGUCAGUAGUUGGCCGUCAGCAGAAAAGAAAACAAAUCUUUGUUGUUGUCGUUGUUCGUUUUUUUUUUUUUGGGUGUUUGUGUGGAAUGAAAUAAAAUAAAGAGUUGACAAAUUAGAGGUGAUUUGAAUCUCUGGGUUGGCAUGUUGAUAUAACAUAUUAUAAUAAAAAAUAAAUAUAUGUGAUGAUGGAAAGUAGUAUGGUACGUAAAAACAUAAAAUAAAAAUUAAAGUUGGUUUUUUUUUAUUUUUUUUAUUUUUUGUCAGAAUAAAGAUGUGGAUGAUGGGUUGAAAAGUAGACAUAAAGGUGGAGAUUUGAAAGAGAUUAAAAGUAGUUUGGAGAAAACAAAUAAAAAUAAUUGAUUUUGAAAUCAAACGUGAUGGAGGAAAGAGAGGGGACAAGCCUAUGUGAUAAAGUGGAGAGAGAGGGUGCUGGGUUUGGAAAGAAGGGCUGUUCAUGGCUUUAUGUACUCUGUAUUUUAAUAUCAAGCUUUGUUUAGUCAAUAAUUAUUCAUGGUGAA